UGGAAGGAAAGCAGAGCAAGUAACACUGCAUGGGUUAUGGCAAAAACAACGGCAUUCCCAACAUAUGAUUAAAUAUAUUUCCAAUAUAGCAAUACCAGAUCCCAUUGAAUACAUGAACAUGCACACUUUUCCAUGAAACCUCACCUGGCCCGAUUCCUCUCCGCAUUCGGGAUUGAAAUCGGUUUACGAAGUUGCGUGUUUCAGUAUUUUUAAACCCCUUUAAAAAAACAAGAAAGGAAAGAAACGUACAAAUCCUGGCGGUGGGAACCCUGGAGGGUGGAGGAAGAUGGCCGGGAAUUGUAACAGUUUUACUUCAGGAUCUGGGGAAAUCAUCCAGCUGAACGUCGGUGGCACAAGGUUCAGCACCUCAAGACAAACUCUAAUGUGGAUUCCUGACUCAUUUUUCUCAAGUUUGCUCAGUGGGAGAAUAUCAACUCUAAGGGAUGGAACUGGAGCAAUAUUUAUUGACAGAGACCCAACAGCAUUUGCACCUAUAUUAAAUUUCCUUCGAACCAAAGAAUUAGAUCUCCGGGGAGUGAACAUUAAUGUUCUCCGACAUGAAGCUGAGUUUUAUGGAAUAACACCAUUAGUACGAAGGCUGCUGUUAUGUGAGGAACUGGAUCGAUCAUCAUGUGGCAGUGUUCUCUUCCAUGGAUACCUCCCUCCACCAGCUAUUCCCAGUCGUAAGGUCAGUGCUGCUUCAGCACCAGCAGCUCCAGCAGCAUCAGCAGCAGUCCUUCCACCAGAAGAAAGAGCUGGGCAGAGCGUGUCUGAAGGGGGGGCUCCAGGGAGCUGUCUACAGGCCUCUUUGGCUGGGGUUGGGGCUGCAGAGGUACCAACGCGGCUUGGUUCCCCUGUGGAUCCACGAAAAGUGCUAAUAGUUGCAGGUCAUCACAACUGGAUUGUAGUUACAUAUGCACAUUUUGUGGUUUGUUACAGUAGGAUAAAGGAGUCCUCAGGCUGGCAGCAGGUGUUUUCCAGCCCCUACUUGGACUGGGCAAUUGAGCGUGUGGCUCUUAACGCAAAGGUGGUGGGCGGUCCCCAUGGGGACAAGGAUAAAAUGGUUGCUGUGGCAUCAGAAAGCAACAUCAUCCUAUGGAGCAUCCAGGACGGGGGCAGCGGCAGUGAAAUAGGUGAGUUCAGCCUGGGGGUUCCAGUGGAUGCCUUGUUCUUUAUUGGGAAUCAGCUGGUCGCUACGAGUCACACAGGGAAGGUGGGGGUGUGGAAUGCUGUUACGCAACAUUGGCAGGUUCAGGAUGUUGUCCCAAUUACAAGCUAUGACACUGCAGGAUCAUUCCUCUUGUUGGGUUGUAACAAUGGAUCCAUAUACUACAUUGAUAUGCAAAAAUUUCCCUUAAGAAUGAAGGAUAAUGAUCUACUGGUGACUGAGCUUUACCAUGAUCCAUCGAAUGAUGCCAUCACUGCCCUGAGUGUCUAUCUCACACCCAAGACAACACCAGCAGUUUCUAAAGCAAAUGGUACUCUAUCACUGAGAGAUGCUGUGUUUUCAGGUGUGAGUGGGAACUGGAUUGAGAUUGCCUAUGGUACCAGCUCUGGGACAGUGAGAGUGAUUGUACAACAUCCAGAAACAGUGGGGUCCGGUCCUCAACUUUUCCAGACCUUCACUGUCCACCGCAGCCCUGUCACCAAGAUCAUGCUCUCAGAGAAACACCUGGUAUCAGUCUGUGCAGACAACAACCAUGUGCGAACGUGGACUGUGACUAGAUUCAGAGGAAUGAUUUCCACCCAGCCUGGCUCCACUCCUUUGGCCUCAUUCAAAAUCCUGUCCCUUGAAGAAACUGAGAGCCACAGCAGCUACUCGUCUGGAAAUGAUAUUGGUCCUUUUGGAGAGAGAGAUGAUCAACAGGUUUUUAUCCAGAAAGUUGUCCCGAUAACAAAUAAACUCUUUGUGCGACUUUCUUCCACCGGAAAAAGAAUCUGUGAGAUCCAAGCUGUGGAUGGCACCACAAUUUCCUCCUUCACAGUGAGGGAAUGUGAGGGAUCGAGCAGAAUGGGGUCCAGGCCACGCCGAUACCUCUUCACAGGUCAUGGAAACGGAAGCAUUCAGAUGUGGGAUCUAACAACUGCCAUGGACAUGGUGAACAAGGCGGAAGAUCCGAAAGAAGUUGAGGUGGGAGGCCCCACAGAAGAAGAACUGUUGAAACUGUUGGAUCAGUGUGACCUGAGUACCUCUCGCUGUGCUACCCCCAACAUCAGCCCAGCUACCUCAGUGGUACAGCACAGUCGGUUGCGAGAGUCUAACUCCAGUCUGCAGCUGCACCCUCAUGACACAAUACCAGAGACGGCUACAUACGGAGCAGUGAGACCAUACAGGGAGAGCCCCCUUCUGGCCAGAGCCAGACGGACUGAGAGCUGUAACAGUUACAAGGACUUUCAGUCUUUUAACCUGGGUAUUAAUCUGCUGGAGAGGGAAGGUGCUGAGAACGGCAGCUUGUCCCUCAUGCCUUCGUUGGAGGUGAGGCGGACUACAGCAGAGACCAGUGCUUUGGCCAGGAAAAGUUCAGCGGUAGAAGUUUGGACAAACAGGGGCUCAGACGGAGUCCCAGAGUCCACCAAGCCACCUCCGGAAAGCCCUGGGGAAUCCAAGAAAAAGGGCCAGGAUGAAGAGAUGGACCUAAAGCAAGAGAUAAAGAAGAGGAGCACGUUUGAUGGAGGGUUCCUGGGGAGGAAGAAAGCAUCUCCAGUGCCUCCGCUUGCCUCCCCACCCUCGGGAGCAGAGGCAGGGAGCGAAUCAUCUGGCACCGCGUCUCCAUCUCCAACAAAAAUGGCUACAUCCCCAAGACAUAAGAAGAAUGACUCCUCUUGUCAGGAGUACAGUUUGUGAUUUGUCUAAAAAAAGAAGAAUGAAUACAUUAAAAUCAUCUUAAAUGAAA
Messenger RNA from Acipenser ruthenus (sterlet), 2894 nucleotides. It is a transcript of the gene kctd3, whose product is annotated as potassium channel tetramerization domain containing 3. Lineage: Eukaryota; Metazoa; Chordata; Actinopteri; Acipenseriformes; Acipenseridae. The coding region runs from base 287 to 2845 and encodes 852 amino acids. The transcript is spliced from 18 exons. Gene Ontology annotation, molecular function: protein binding. The record is from RefSeq and is a predicted model, not a curated record. Gene Ontology annotation, biological process: protein homooligomerization.